CUCGCAAUCUGGGUCGUCGGCGUCCUAGGCCCCCUCUUCUUCGUUGUCACGCAGUUCUCUGGCUCCGACUCUCCCUCUUCCCCACACCUAAAGAUCCGAAUCUAGGGAGCGGGUUCCACCACCCCAAGAUUCUCGUGGCGACCUCGCAACAACCUUUUUCAGCUCUUCCCAUCUCUUCGGUUGCCGAAUCUCUCUCGCCUUCUCUCCUUGAGGCUUUUAUAAUCAGCCUGUUCUUGGUUCAUCUCGUUUCUGUGGAGUGGAGACAAUUUUUUCGGGUGAUAGAUUUCGUCUCAGAAACUCUUAAACUACCGUUGCUUUCUACUUGCUCCUCUGAUUUGCGCCGAGAAACAACCACUAUAUAAUUAUCAGCGAUUUCUUUCGUUCCACUCGAUCCAACCUUGUUGAUUUCCUUUAAAGGCAGCGCCUUUGCCAAUCUACUUUUGUUGAGACAGAUGUCUAGUUAGUUCUUGAAGAAGAUAAGGCUUCCUCGCAGAUUAUUCUGUUGCUUUACUUUGAUUUUGUCAGUUUUGCCCUCAAUUUCCACCCGGAUAGGACCCGAGCAUUCUUUUAUUUCUUUCUUUCCCCAUAAUGGCCAUGUCGCUGAGCCGCUUCUCCCAGUGGAUAUGGCCGGGGAGCAGAACUAGAAAUCCUAGAGGCCGCGAGCCACCGGCGGGGAGCACGGCCUUGACGGAAGGCCUCUUCCCGGACUCCCCGUCGGGGUUCCGGGAUCCAGACCCUGGUUCUGGCGCGGCACAGCGGCGUAAGGGCAAGAGCCGCCGUCGCGGUGGCCGCGUGGAGGCGAAGGUCGAUGGCGAGCACGGCAUGGUUAUCGUGCAGUCCGACGGUGACGGCUGCCUGUCUGACUCGGACUCCGACGGCUCCGACUGGUCCAUCGGCUGGCUCGAGCCGCUCGCGCCGGACCUCCAGAGUGACGUUGACUCCGAGGGAAGCUUCGCCGUCCUCGUGCGGUGCUAUCGCCGCGGCCGCGCUGACCGGCCUGACCGUCCUGAUGGCAAGUUCCCUGCUCCUGGUGGUGUCGCUCACGGUCACGGUGGUGUUUCUGGUAACAAGAAUUUUGUGGAGCAAUGAGUGUCUUCCCUUCAGAACUGAUUUCUCCAUUUCCAUUCUUAGUUGGCUUCAAUGUGUAUACAGCAUUUUUACAUGACCUGUCAAAUUUCUCAUGUGCGAAACAUAUAUAUGAAGGAAGAGAGGAAACCCAAAAUGGGGAAGAAAGAGGAAAGAAUCACAGAACAAAACACUACCAGUGGAUUUUUAUUAAAAAAAUGCAAUGGAUGGGGGGGGGGGGGGGUGCAUCGUUCUUCCUGAGGUUCCAGGCUACGGUAUUAUUGCAGAAUAAAACAUGUUUUGUGAUUGGAUUCAAAUGUUAUUGACAUUUCUGACAAUGAGCAAUGAAUUGAUGGCCUCAUCCCAUUUUCUUGUAAACUGCAUCAUUGUCAUUGGCAUGAUUAUUCUUCCGUUUUCAUGAACAACGGGAACUGAACUCUUUUCGAUUCCACGAAUCUUUUUUAUCAAAAUCAUUUUAUGUU
Molecule: messenger RNA, 1547 nt
Organism: Zea mays
Lineage: Eukaryota; Viridiplantae; Streptophyta; Magnoliopsida; Poales; Poaceae
Exons: 2
Coding region: 589-1089 (166 amino acids)
Source: RefSeq, a predicted model, not a curated record